GUUGCCAUGCCCCGUCUCUCAACCAGUGACUUCUCUCUGUUUUAUCCAACAGACGGACUGCGCUUGUAGUGCGCAGGGUAAGGACAAAGAGCGUGCGUACGAUAAGACCCACAGAGAGAGAUCGAGAGAGAGAGAGAGAUGAUGAUGAUGGAUCGUAGAUCGAUAUUUGUUCUCGGUUUCAUCUGCAUUGCAGCGGCCGGCGUUGGAGGUCAGGCUCCGGGGACUUCUCCGACCGCUUCUCCGGCACCCCCGACCCCGACUACUCCGACACCACCAACCACUGCUCCACCAACCGCCACUCCUGCCCCGCCCACCCCGGUCACAUCUCCGCCGGCUUCUUCGCCCCCUCCAGUCUCCUCGCCGCCACCGGCGACACCUCCGCCUGCCACGCCGCCCCCAGCGACUCCUCCACAUGCUACACCACCGCCCGCUUCUCCUCCGCCGGCCUCACCACCCCCGGCAACACCACCCCCUGCCACGCCUCCCCCAGCGUCCCCUCCGCCAGCGUCCCCUCCACUAGCCUCGCCGCCGCCAGCCACCCCGCCACCAGCGACUCCUCCUCCGGCCUCUCCUCCGCCGGCAACUCCGCCACCAGCAGUCCCUCCUCCGUCGCCGCUCGCCUCUCCACCCGCUCUAGUCCCGGCCCCGGCUCCCGCUACGAAGCCUACUAGUCCGGCGCCAGGUCCAGCAGUGCUGAGCCCGCCGGCGCCACCGACGGGAGCUCCGGCUCCAAGCCUUGGGGCUACUUCGCCGGGACCAGCCAUUAACACCGAUAAGAGUGGGGCAGAGAAGAUCUGGUCAGUGCAGAGGAUGGCUGGGAGCUUGGUCUGUGGAUGGGCUCUCUUUUGCUUGCUGUCUUAAGAUUUAAAAGCUUCAUAUAUAUAUCUUUCUCUCUCUUCCCCUUCAUUUGUUUGAUCUUUUUUUCCCUGCGUUAAUUUUACUUUUGCUUUGGAUAUUAUUGGAUGUUAUAUUGUGCCAGCCUCCACUCCACACACACCACGAGGAUUGAGGGUGGGGGGGCACUCCAGUAUAUGUACUUUGAGCUAUACAUUCAGUUCAAUUCUUUGGGAGGUUUUUGAGGGGAGCUCUAUUGUAUUGAGGGGAGUAUUUCGAAUGACAUUAUUAGACAAUUGCUACCUCUUUCUCUCAUCA
Messenger RNA from Malania oleifera, 1152 nucleotides. RefSeq names its product classical arabinogalactan protein 9. The record is from RefSeq and is a predicted model, not a curated record. The coding region runs from base 139 to 861 and encodes 240 amino acids. The transcript has 2 exons. NCBI's taxonomy places the organism in Eukaryota, Viridiplantae, Streptophyta, Magnoliopsida, Santalales, Ximeniaceae. Gene Ontology annotation, cellular component: plasma membrane.